UAUACCUAAUAUUGAUGAGUGCAUGGCUCACAGCUAACAAACUAAUGGGGUUUCUCAGCAAGCUUAGUUUAACAUGCAGGUCCAUAUCGUUUAUAUGGGAGAGAAGCCUCAUGGAGCUGUUUCAAUGGUAUCUAUGCAUCAUUCCAUGCUAGCAAGUGUCCUUGGAAGUACUGCAUCUGCAAAAGAGUCGCUAAUUUACAGCUAUGGAAGAAGUUUUAAUGGGUUUGCAGCUAAACUUUCAGAUGAAGAGGUUACAAGAUUUGCAGAUAUGGACGGAGUGGUUUCAGUUGUUCCAAACAGCAUGCUAGAGCUUCACACAACAAGAUCAUGGGACUUCAUGGGAUUUACUCAAUCCCAUGUUAGAGAUUCCCUAGGAGGAGAUGUGAUUAUUGGGCUGCUAGAUACAGGAAUUUGGCCAGAAUCCGAGAGCUUCAGCGAUGAAGGAUUUGGCCCUCCACCUGCAAAAUGGAAAGGAAUGUGCCAAACUGAGAAUAACUUCACCUGCAACAACAAGAUCAUUGGAGCUCGCUACUACAAUAGCUAUAAUGAGUAUUAUGAUGGAGACAUCAAAUCUCCAAGGGACUCAGAGGGACAUGGGACUCACACAGCUUCAACCGCUGCGGGCCGAGAGGUGGCAGGCGCAAGCUUCUACGGCUUAGCUCAAGGACUUGCCAGAGGUGGAUACCCCAAUGCAAGAAUUGCUGUGUACAAGGUUUGUUGGGUAAGAGGAUGUGCUGCUGCAGAUAUACUCGCUGCGUUUGAUGAUGCCAUCGCAGAUGGGGUCGAUAUCAUAUCAGUUUCCCUUGGAUUAACCUUCCCUGAACCUUAUUUUGAAGACGUCAUAGCAAUUGGAUCUUUCCAUGCAAUGGGACAAGGGAUAUUAACCUCAACUUCUGCAGGAAACGAUGGUCCAUGGUUGGGUUGGGUCAGUAAUUACUCGCCUUGGUCGCUGACUGUAGCUGCCAGCAGCAUUGAUAGGAAAUUUGUUUCCAAAUUGGUUCUUGGCAAUGGACAGAUCUUCUCGGGAAUUGUCAUCAAUAACUUGGAGCUCAAUGGAACAUAUCCUUUAAUCUGGGGAGGAGAUGCAGCAAAUGUUUCUGCCCAAGAAACCCCUUUAAGUUCAGCAGACUGCCUUCCUGGGGACCUAGAUUCACGCAAAGUCAAGGGAAAGAUUGUUCUCUGCGAGUUCCUUUGGGAUGGAUCUGGUGUUAUCAUGGCAGGAGGAGUGGGAAUCAUAAUGCCCGCCUGGUAUUUCAAUGACUUUGCCUUCACUUUUCCCUUGCCAGCAACACUCCUCCGAAGACAAGAUAUGGACAAAGUAUUGCAGUAUGCUAGAUUUUCCAAGAAUCCAAUAGCAACAAUUUUGGUUGGUGAGACUAGGAAGGAUGUAAUGGCUCCCAUUGUUGCCUCCUUUUCAUCCAGAGGUCCCAAUCCCAUUUCUCCUGAUAUUCUCAAGCCUGAUCUGACUGCACCUGGUGUUGAUAUCCUCGCGGCCUGGUCACCCAUUGUAUCUCCAUCAGAAUACGAGCAUGAUACCAGGACCGCCCAAUACAACAUAAUCUCCGGCACAUCCAUGUCUUGUCCACAUGCCAGUGGAGCAGCAGCUUAUGUGAAGUCCAUCCACCCAAGCUGGUCUCCUGCUGCCAUUAAAUCUGCACUCAUGACCACAGCUUAUGUGAUGGACACAAGGAAGAACGAGGACAAAGAGUUUGCUUACGGUUCUGGCCAUAUCAACCCGGUGAAGGCGGUGGAUCCUGGCCUAAUCUACAACACAUCUAAGGCAGAUUACAUCAACUUCCUAUGCAAGCAGGGUUACAACACCAGCACAUUAAGACUCAUCACGGGUGAUGACAGUGUUUGUAAUAGCACUAAACCUGGGAGGGCAUGGGAUCUGAACUACCCCUCAUUCUCACUGGCCAUAGAAGAUGGGCAAGAUAUCAUGGGCAUUUUCAGUAGGACAGUUACAAAUGUAGGAUCGCCAAACUCAACCUACCAUGCUAGCGUGUACAUGCCCAAUUCUAUUGAGAUUGAGGUGGAGCCUCCUGUUCUUUCAUUCUCAGCAAUUGGAGAGAAGAAAUCCUUUACAGUGAGGGUGUAUGGACCACAGAUAAAUAUGCAACCAAUCAUAUCAGGUGCUAUCCUCUGGACAGAUGGUGUCCAUGUGGUGAGGGCUCCGCUUGCGGUUUACACAGUCCUCCCAUCAGUAACUUCCUCAUAUAGAAAUCCGUCCAAGCAAACAAAGAGACCAAACCUGAAAGCUUCUAGCUCCAUGAAGAAAUCAGACCUGAAAGGCUCCUCUAUAUAUUACAAAAAUGGGAUUUUUUAG
This is a messenger RNA of Vitis vinifera (wine grape), 2326 nucleotides long. Its product is annotated as cucumisin. The coding region runs from base 74 to 2326 and encodes 750 amino acids. The transcript has 9 exons. The record is from RefSeq and is a predicted model, not a curated record. Gene Ontology annotation, biological process: proteolysis. Lineage: Eukaryota; Viridiplantae; Streptophyta; Magnoliopsida; Vitales; Vitaceae. Gene Ontology annotation, molecular function: serine-type endopeptidase activity.